AUGGCUUUGUGUAUGAUUCACUGCUUUGCUUUGGUGUUUCUCAUUGACUUCACUUCAUCAGGACGUGUGCUGUGGAAGCUGAAGGAGCGUACACUCGCGGUCCAUGAGCAGAGAACUAAGCAGCUUGUGAUGUUAACGAACGCGGCACAACUCCUGGAGGGUCAAAUUCACCAAAGUCUCGAUCAUUUUAACAGAAAAGACUUGAACACCUUCAAACAGAGAUUCAUUGUGAAUGAAGCUUUUUGGCAGCAACCCGAUGGUCCAGUUUUCCUCUACAUUGGCGGCGAAGGACCACUAUCUAAAUUCAGCGUCUUGGCUGGUCACCAUGUGGCCAUGGCAGAAAAACACAGAGCCCUUCUGGUGGCUCUUGAACACCGUUUCUAUGGUUCGAGCACCGUUCCGGGUGGCCUGGAGGUCAUUAACCUGCAGCACCUCUCCAGCCAGCAGGCCCUAGCUGAUCUGGCUGCUUUCCAUGGCUAUAUCGGUCAAAAGUAUGGCCUCACUGACAAGAACAUCUGGAUCAGUUUUGGGGGCUCAUACGCCGGUGCUCUUUCUGCCUGGUUCAGAGGAAAGUUUCCUCACCUUGUUUAUGGAGCAUUGGCGUCCUCUGCUCCCAUUCAGGCAACGCUGGAUUUCUCUGCUUAUAACAAGGUGGUUGGAUGUAGCCUUUCAGAUGAGAGUGUAGGAGGCUCUAAAAAGUGCGAGAGCAGUGUUCGGAAGGCCUUUGCGGUGCUGGAGACGGCUUUGCUGGGGGGGAACGAGACUCAAGUGGUGAGGGAUUUUGCUUGCUGUGAAUUACCGAAGAUCCCAGAGGACCGACUAGAGCUUGUGCAGAGUCUGGCUGACAUCUUUAUGGGAAGUGUGCAGUACAACGAGGAAGGUGUGAUGCUGACCAUUGCUCAGAUUUGUGACGUUAUGACAAACCAGAGCCAAGAACAAGAAGAGGAAGGGGAGGCGUAUGACCGACUGGUCAAACUUGCUAAGAUGUACCGUGCUUUAACACAGGAGUCAUGUCUGGAUAUCUCUCAUGAGCAUGCCAUCCACAACCUAAACAAAACCACCGGGACCAGCUCUGGGUACAGACAAUGGUUCUACCAAACCUGCACCGAGUUUGGCUUCUAUCAGACGUGUGAGGACGCUAGCUGCCCAUUCUCCCGCAUGCUGACGUUGCAGUUUCAAACACAGCUCUGCCUCUUGCUGUUUGGGAUUCCUCAACAUACAGUGCGUCGAAACAUUGACUUCACCAACCAGUACUAUGGCGGGGGCAAACCCCAAUCGCAGCAUGUGCUUUACAUCAAUGGUGACAUUGACCCUUGGAAGGAGUUGAGCAUUGUCUACAAUAGAACCAGCGUGGAUCAGGACAGGGCCGUCCUCAUUCGCAGCGCUGCUCACUGCGCCGAUAUGAACCCCACAUAUGCCAGAGACAGACCCUCACUGCGCCAGGCGAGGAAGGAAAUUGAAAGGCGUGUCGCCACGUGGCUGAGGAGGGCAGCACGAGAGCAGUCGGCAUGGUCAGAUAUUAUCGCACAACCAAAAGGCCCUGUGCCGCUUUGAUCUGGCAAUACCCUGAUUUUCUGCCUUCUGUGAAUUGAUCUUAUAAACUGCUCUUGAAUUUG
Messenger RNA from Trichomycterus rosablanca, 1616 nucleotides. It is a transcript of the gene prss16, whose product is annotated as serine protease 16. Gene Ontology annotation, biological process: proteolysis. Gene Ontology annotation, molecular function: serine-type exopeptidase activity; dipeptidyl-peptidase activity. Gene Ontology annotation, cellular component: lysosome; endosome. Bases 1 to 1554 code for a protein of 517 amino acids. The transcript has 12 exons. NCBI's taxonomy places the organism in Eukaryota, Metazoa, Chordata, Actinopteri, Siluriformes, Trichomycteridae. The record is from RefSeq and is a predicted model, not a curated record.